This is a messenger RNA of Prunus mume (Japanese apricot), 1541 nucleotides long. Its product is annotated as PQ-loop repeat family protein / transmembrane family protein. Gene Ontology annotation, cellular component: membrane. The record is from RefSeq and is a predicted model, not a curated record. Lineage: Eukaryota; Viridiplantae; Streptophyta; Magnoliopsida; Rosales; Rosaceae.
CUGUGUUUUUGUGUCAUUUUACUUCUCUACUCUCUCCCUCUCUCUCUCUCUGCGCUCUUCCUAACAACCACCUUCAGAAGCUGAAAGACCACAAACAAAACUCAACAGCCAGCUAGAGGUAGAGAGAGAGAAUGCCACUCUCUUACUGUGUAGCAGAGAACAAACCCUGUGAUCGUUGGGUGGAGAAAUAUUUCAAGGAUUGCCUUUGCAAUCUCAACGAUGACAUCUCCUUUGCUUUCGGGCUGGUCAGCUUAGUCUGUUGGGGAGUCGCUGAAAUCCCUCAAAUCAUCACCAACUUUCACACCAAGUCCAGCCAUGGAGUCUCUCUUGCUUUCCUUCUCACUUGGGUUGCCGGGGAUGUGUUUAAUCUAAUGGGUUGUCUUCUGGAACCAGCAACGUUGCCCACCCAGUUGUACACAGCUCUGCUCUACACAACAAGCACUAUUGUAUUAGUGUUGCAGAGCGUGUACUAUGACUACAUCUAUACAUGGUGUAAAUGUGGAAAAGUCACAGCUACCCAAGAGGUUGAUGAAGAGAAUAAGAGACCAUUGAAUCCAAAGUUGGCUGAUUCAGGCAUUCCAAUACCAAGUGCCUCACCCAAACCCACUCCACGAAAAGAGUUCUACUAUACGUCAGCAAGAUCGUUGGCGGGCAGUGGUACGCCACCGUUUCGGACCUACAUGAGGGCAGCUAAAAGUGGUCCUUCUACAAUGGCACUAUAUAGUGACUCAUCUUCUGAGGACGAGUCAGCUCCAGUUUCAUCCAAGACAUCUGUUACCCAGCCUAGGCCAAUCCCAAGAUCGGUAGCUGGUUAUGGAACAUUUCUGGCUACAUCGCUUAACCUGCCAUCACAAACAAAGGCUUUGACACAAGUAUACAUAGGAAUUACCGGGAGGAAACUCUUGCAGGAACACUCAAUGGAGCAUAGUGCCUUUGGGCAAUGGUUGGGGUGGCUAAUGGCUGCUAUAUACAUGGGCGGUCGACUCCCUCAGAUUUGGUUAAAUAUUAAAAGAGGAACUGUGGAGGGUUUGAAUCCUCUAAUGUUCGUCUUUGCACUCGUCGCAAACGUCACUUAUGUCGGAAGCAUAGUUGUAAGAACCACAGAAUGGGACAGCAUCAAAGCCAACAUGCCAUGGUUGCUCGAUGCGGUAGUUUGCGUGGGACUCGACUUAUUUAUAAUAUUGCAGUACGUAUAUUACAAACAUUUGAGGAAGAGGACCACAAGAGGUGGAGAAAACUACACAUACUACAAGGAAGCAAACAAAGCUGUGGUUUCUUGAAUGCGCAUUGCAAGGAUGCAUGUAUGCUGCUGCAAAAACAAAAUCUAGAGACCCCAAUGUUGACCUUGUGCAUCUCCUUUUGCUAAUAUUAAUGCUCGGCUUUGCUGGUCCUGUUCGAGUCGAAUGAUCAUAAUUUGUAUUUCAACUGUUUUUAGAUUCUUUUUUUUGGUUUUUUUUUUAUUUUUAUGAACUCAUGAGUUAGGUAUAGUGAGAAGUACCGAGAGCCAUUAGUCAAUGUCAAGGCGUGGAUUAAUAGUACAA